Messenger RNA from Diabrotica virgifera virgifera (western corn rootworm), 2880 nucleotides. RefSeq lists its product as uncharacterized. The coding region runs from base 1 to 2880 and encodes 959 amino acids. The record is from RefSeq and is a predicted model, not a curated record. Lineage: Eukaryota; Metazoa; Arthropoda; Insecta; Coleoptera; Chrysomelidae. The transcript has 6 exons.
AUGAAACGAACUUUACAGCAGUCGCUUUUGGGAUUUUUUCCAAAGAAGGGGAAAACUAAUGAUGAACUGAACCCUCAAAACGAUAAAAUCCUAACUACGCCGAGUAUGGAUAUUAGUACGGAUGGGGAUGCUCCAACUCCCUCCACCUCAGAUAGAAACAGAGAAACAAGCCAUGAACAUGUAGUGACCGAGCUUGAUGCUCGCUUUAAACCUCACGAAGAAGCAAUUUCAGGAAUUCAGUUGCUUCUACCAGAUCGCACCCAAAAUACUGAGAGAGCAAAGAAAUGUAUAGCAGGAAUCGGAGAAAUAUUUCUCAGGGAAGUUGAAAUAAAACAUUUAGUAAAUCAAGCCGUUACUGAAAAUAACGAUGAUUCUCAGCCAUGUAAUAAUUCGAUGACCAACUAUGCAGCUAUUUCAACAGAAGAAAAUAAUAUAGAGACACAACUUGAAACAACAGCAACUGAAGUACUUAUUGAUAUUGAUAGAGCACAUUUAGCAUGUAUCACUGCUUCUGUCGACCACAUUGAAAGCUCAAAAGAAAACAUUGUCAAUCCACAAGUGGAGAAAUUAGAAGCAACAGGAAUAAUAUUUGUUGACAUGGGUACCCUUCCUGCUGAGGAAUCUUCUAGUAAUUGCCAAACUGACAUUUCAAAAGGAAACAUUGUGUAUUCACAACUUGAGGAAAAAAUAACAGAAGUGAUUGAUAUUGCUAGUCUGGACGUUUAUAUUUUACCUGAAGGUGAAUUAGUAACUAAUAAUUUAGUAGACCAGACAGAUGUAGCAGAAGAUGAAUUAGUAACUAACAAUUUAGUAGACCGGACAGAUGUAGCAGAAGAUGAAUUAGUAACUAAUAAUUUAGUAGACCACACAGAUGUAGCAGAAGAUGAAUUAGUAACUAAUAAUUUACUAGACCAGACAGAUGUAGCAGAAGAUGAAUUAGUAACUAAUAAUUUAGUAGACCAGACAGAUGUAGCAGAAGAUGAAUUAGUAACUAAUAAUUUAGUAGACCAGACAGAUGUAGCAGAAGAUGAAUUAGUAACUAAUAAUUUACUAGACCAGACAGAUGUAGCAGAAGAUGAAUUAGUAACUAAUAAUUUAGUAGACCGGACAGAUGUAGCAGAAGAUGAAUUAGUAACUAAUAAUUUAGUAGACCGGACAGAUGUAGCAGAAGAUGAAUUAGUAACUAAUAAUUUAGUAGACCAGACAGAUGUAGCAGAACCUCGUGACACAAGUACAAAUAUUAAAAAACGAAAAAGAGGAGUGGGACCUUGGGUUCGAGUUGUUCGAAAAGAAAGAACAGAUAAAAAAAAUCGUGGAGACAGUUAUGUUACUGUAACAGGAAAGCAUGUAGCUCAAAGAAUGGUAAAAGAGACAUUGAAACCAUGUAGAUCGAAAUGUGCAGAUUUCUUUACCUUUGAUGUAAGGCAGACAAUAUUUCAAGAAUAUUGGUCACUUGGGACUCACGAUAGGCGGACACAGUACAUUAGUGGCUUAGUUACGUGCAAAAAUACUAUGACAACAAGAAAAAGAAAUGAAGACUCAGCCAAAUCCAGACAAGUCACAUAUACAUACCAUUUAGAGUACAAAGGUGAACGUCGUGUUGUAUGUAAAACGUGUUUUAUGGAUAUUUUAGAUGAAAAGGAGAAAUUUGUAAGAAUUGCAUUAACUAACAAAGGUAACCACAGAUCAGGUAUUACAGAUGCAGAUAAACGAGGAAGAAAAUCACCUGGAAACAAAAAAACCGAACAUAUGAGAGAGUUAAUUAUAAAUCAUAUUGACUCAUUCCCGCAAUACGAAAGUCACUAUACUCGCAGAGACAACAUUAACAAGUAUCUUCCCAAUCAUCUUAGUUUGAAAAAAAUGUAUGAACUUUAUCGCGAGGCAGUAACUGAGCCAGUUUCUAGGACCCUAUACGAGGAACAAUUUCACAAAAUGAAAUUAAAAUUUAAAGAAAGAAAAACUGAUACGUGUCACAAAUGUGAUGUAUACAAGAUGAAACUGGAAGUUUGUGAUAAUGAGGAACAAAAACAGAUGAUUGUGGAAGAGACCAAUUCACAUCAUGAGGCAGCAGACUUAGCGUAUAACACAAAGAAAGAGGACAAAGCAAGAGCUCAGAUUGAUCCAUCCAUUAAAUGCUACACCUUUGAUUUACAGCAGUGUCUUCCAACGCCAGAUCUAGAAACCUCUGUGGCAUUUUACAAAAGGUUGUAUUGGACAUAUAACUUGACCAUUCACGAUUGCGCUACAGGCAAGGCAUCUUGUUAUUUAUGGCACGAAACUUUAGCCAAGCGUGGCGCAAACGAAAUUGCAUCGUGUCUCUAUAAAGAAAUAAUGGAUUUACCAGAUUCAGUCAAAAAAAUUGUUCUAUACUCUGACACAUGUGGAGGACAGAACAAGAACUCACACGUAGCCGCUAUGUUUACCUAUCUAUUACAACAGAAAAAUACAAUAGAAGAAAUUCACCACAAAUUUCUAAUACCCGGCCACACCAGAAUGGAAUGUGAUGCAGAUCAUUCUUUAAUAGAAAAAAAGAAAAAAAAGAGUGCUACUUUAAUAGCCCAUCCUCACGACUGGUCUACAUUAAUUAGAUGUACCAGUAAUAAAUUUAAAAUAGUAGAAAUGGAACAAAACGAAUUUUUGGACUUCGCAGAACUUUUAAAGGGUCCAUUAGUCCAAAAACACAAAAAUAACAGCGGUGAGCGUUUUUUAUGGCGUGAGUGCCAAUGGUUGAUUUAUGGCCGGAUAUUCGGUCAAUUCGAUUACAGUACAUCACUAAAAUCUGAUACACCUUUUAAACGUAUGUCGUUAAGAAGGAGAGGUCGCGGUCACACAAUUAAUGUCACUUCUGCGUACACGGGUCCUCUUCCUAUCACAAAAUAA